AUGGUCGAUGCCUUCGCUGUCAGCAAUCUCCAUUCUUGCGUUGAGUAUUGGGGUGAGAAGUUCGUCACAGAGAUGUUCAAUACAGCUUCCACAUUCGCCUAUAUUGAUGCGCCGCCAGCGGGGCCCUUGUCCCAGAACGAAAAGAAUCGGAUACAGCGUGCGUUGUACCGUUUCGAGGUCUAUCAAAACCUUUGUCGAGACUCUGAUGUUCGCGAAAAUAGAGGCUUGCUCAUCUGCAAAUUUUCCGACUGUGAAAAUGAACAGCUUGCAUGUGUCCAUGACUACCUCUUCCGCGCCGUUUUGGUGAAGCACGGCACCGAGCUCUAG
This is a messenger RNA of Endocarpon pusillum Z07020, 327 nucleotides long. RefSeq lists its product as uncharacterized. The record is from RefSeq and is a predicted model, not a curated record. The transcript is spliced from 2 exons. NCBI's taxonomy places the organism in Eukaryota, Fungi, Ascomycota, Eurotiomycetes, Verrucariales, Verrucariaceae. The coding region runs from base 1 to 327 and encodes 108 amino acids.